AUGAAGUUUAUUUCGGCCGCUCUUGUUGCUGCUAUGGCUGUCACAGUUACUGCUAGACCUUCUCCAUGUAUCGGACCUAAUUGUCCCGCCGCAUCACAGCAUACAGGCAAAAAGUCUGGCGAUGAUAAAGAUAGUCCCGAAGAAGAGGAAGAAGAAGAGGAAGAAGAAGAGGAAGAAGACGAUGAAGAAGAGGAAGAGGAAGACGAUGAAGAAGAUGAAAGCAAGAGCAAAAACAAGAAAAAGAACAAAAACCAAGACGAUGAAGAAGAAGAAGAUGAUGAAGAAGAAGAUGAAGACGAUGAAGAAGGUGAUGAAGAUGAAGGUGAUGAAGAUAACCCAUCUGGCAAAAAGUCGCGUUCAUCUAAAAAUAAGCAACGUCCAGCUGGCGGUGCAUCAACAUCUAAUCCAAAUGAACCCGAUCAUUCAUAUGGCGAGAUUCCUGCACCACCUCCACCUGAUCGUUCAUAUGGCAAUAUUCCUCCACCACCCAAUCAACCUCCAUCGUCUCCACCUGAUCGUUCAUAUGGCAAUAUUCCUCCUCCACCUAACCAUCCACCACCUAACCAUCCACCACCUAACCAUCCACCACCUAACCAUCCACCACCUAACCAUCCACCACCUAACCAUCCACCACCUAACCAUCCUCCACCUAACCAUCCUCCACCUAACCAUCCUCCACCUAAUCAUCCACCACCUGAUUAUUCAUAUGGCUAUAUUCCCCCAUCACCUCCAUCUUCACCACCUCCACCCAAUCAACCUCCAUCUCGACCUCCACCAUCCUCACCACCACCUCCAUUUUCACCUCCAUCUCGACCUCCACCUAACCAACCUCCAUCUCGGCCUCCACCUAACCAACCUCCAUCUUCACCACCUAAUAAGCCUGUCCCCCCCACUCGCUCUUAUAACGAACCCCCACCACCCAAACAUAAAGUUUCUGUCCCAUCGACCAUCACACCUACACCUACUUCUACACCAGAAUAUCCUGAAGGAGAAAUUGUUACAUCCAGUGCAUCAUUUGCAUCGCUUGCAAGUUUCUCGUUUGCAGCCAUUGUUAUAGCAGCUGCUGCAUUCUAUUAA
Molecule: messenger RNA, 1077 nt
Organism: Batrachochytrium dendrobatidis JAM81
Lineage: Eukaryota; Fungi; Chytridiomycota; Chytridiomycetes; Rhizophydiales
Exons: 2
Coding region: 1-1077 (358 amino acids)
Source: RefSeq, a predicted model, not a curated record